Messenger RNA from Thecamonas trahens ATCC 50062, 2047 nucleotides. RefSeq lists its product as uncharacterized. The coding region runs from base 351 to 1697 and encodes 448 amino acids. Lineage: Eukaryota; Apusomonadida; Apusomonadidae. The record is from RefSeq and is a predicted model, not a curated record. The transcript has a single exon.
CGUUGUCGGAACAUGUGAUGUCACGAGCAGAUGUGAUUGAUGCGAUGUCACGCGAGUGCGACAUGGCGACCGCGGCUGGAGGGGGGAGGGGGCGACCUUCCACGAGCCCGUUCUCUACAAGUAUUCACCUUCCAACAACUCCAACCACCUUGCGCGAGUAGGUGGAAUGUGUAGAACACAAGUGAGUUGGUUGUAGCCCGCUCCCAUGUAUGUACAUGUCACACGGCCUCGUCUCCUUCGACUCGCGGCUGACGUGGAAGGUUCCUUGGCAAGACAACUUCGGUUCGAACGGAUGACAUUCGGCAGAAGCGGGAACAAAAAGCAGGAACAAAUGAUCGACAUUGGUUGGAAUGUUUGACCUCAACACAAACCUCAUCUCUAUUGAUCGUACACAACACACACAUACACACACACACGUCACGAGAUACAUCAUGCCGAUGACGCUUGAUUACACACUAACUCCGCCAAAGGGCGCGGUGACCAUGAAGCGCAAGCGCGUUCCUUCUUUGAGGGUCUCCCGAAAUGAACCUGAUGCGCUCCAGGCGUGGCGCGACAAGCCACUCUUCCCAUUUGUUCGAGUCGAGCACGACUCGGCCGGUGGGUUGGAGCCGGACGACGUGUUCCUGCUGUGGCAGCUGCGGGCCGAGGACGGUAGCGAGGUGCUUCGAUGUGCACGAUGCCAACCUGCGCCGGUCAACAUGCUCCAGUUCCGACAGCGCGGGGUGUUCAAGCGGAUCUACGAGCGUGGUUCACCGCAGGCGGGCUUCCUCGAUCCGAGCACCGACGUCGGCAUGCCGGUGGAAGCCGCGCUCGACGGCUCGCGUGGGACGGCCGGGCCCGAGGUCCACGGCGUGCUCGCGUACGGCAAGCUCGAGCCACCUUCGGGCAAGCGCGGUGGACGCCAGGUCUGGUCGUCGACGUUCAAGGUCUCGAUCCAGUGCAACUCGCACUUUCACGACAACCUGCGGUUCAGGCUCUACACCCAGGCCGUCGUCGUCCGCAAUGACGCGGCAGGCGAGCCGGUCAUUGUUGCGCUCGAGUCGGCGGCGACUGCGCCUAUCCAGGUUGUCUCCAAGUUUCUUGAUCCCGUCGAUCCCGAGCCCGACGACCCGGCCCAGUUUCCAGCCUCGACCGCCAACGCGGUCGGCCAGGGCAUGGUUCACUCGCUGGUCGACGCAGUUACUGCCACGCCCCGGCCGGGCCGUAAGCGACGCCGAUCGGCAGAGCCCGACUUGGCGCGGAACUGCUUGACCCACGAUCAUGGCGAGGCAGACUCGCAGCCGAACUCACCGCCAAAACGGGCCAAGGCGCUCGAUGGCAGCCGGCUCUGUACCCGAUGCGGCGGGCCUGCGAGCGCGUCUCUAGCGCCGCUGAUUCCGCCGUUUCUCCCUCCAAACUCGCCGUUCUCGGCUCUGCUCUUCUCGCCGUUCCCGCGACUCUCCGAGCCCGCAUUCUCGAGCGACGAGCUGCCCGUGACCGACGCCGACACGGACAUUGCCAGCUUUCUGGUCACGCCCACCGGCGAGGUUCCGAUGGAACUUGCCUUUCCCAGCCAGUCGGCCAAGUUGCCACCGACCGACGGGCCGGAGCUCUCGCGCGACGCAGCGGCAACGCUUGCCAUGUUUGAUGCGCUGCUGCCCGGUGAGCAGCGUCGGCUGCUCGGCGUGCUCAGCGUUGCGCCGCCGCCGCCAAUGUAGGCGCGUGCGCCUACCCGGCCGGCUCUUCGGCAAGCUUGAGGCGGGCGAGAGCAAUAUCUGCAGCGCGAUCCAGCCGCGCGGCGGCGGCGGCACUGGCACCGCCGUCGCCCAACCAGCACCGAAGGUAGUAGACCUUGCGCUCUGCGGCCUUGAGCACAGCUUUGGUGCCCUGUGCACGCUCGGCCUUGGCAGCUUUGCGGGCGCGUCGCCACCAGGUCUCCACUUGCGCCAGCAGCCGGUCUAACCUGGCGCGCAGUCUUCCUUCCACCUCAUCUCCUUGGUCUCUCCCGCGUGUGCCCGCGUCAAACAGUGCGGCGACGUCGCGGAGGACAAUGAACAUAUCAAACCCA